AUGGAGCGGUAUCCUCACAGUCUUCGCGGUUAUAGACGGCUUUCUUCAAUGAUUCUCGUCCAUCUGCUUGCAACAAUCUCAUUCCAAGCCUUUGCUGCUUCUAUCGUUCGUCGCUCACCAGAGGAAACCAACGUAUACGAUAUCAUUCAGGGAGUGCAAGUGAUCAAGGACAAGGCUGAAGUCACAAGACCUUCUAACCUGGUUCGACUUGAUCACUUUCAGCCAACCUCGCCAGUCUCAGGGCCACUCCUUCACGAACCCAAACAACUCACUCAGCAUACCAACGGUCAAAGUCUCAAAUAUGAUGACCUUCUCGAAAACGCUAUGAUCGAAUCAUGGAGUCGCUCUCUUUUCAAAUCAAGUAAACAAACCAUCGAAGGCCGCCUGCUCUUGGAAGCAGCUAGAUUCCAUGGUUUGAUGGGUAAGUUUCCCUUCUGGCAAUCCGAUGCCGCAGAACGUCUCUCUGCAUUAGAAUCGGCUCUUGCAAGCAUCCCAUCAGGCUGGCAAAAUAUCCAUAAUGCUUUUGCAACAGUGGUGCCUGUAGAUCAUUUGACGGAGAGUCGAGCGUUAUAUGAAGCCAUCAGUGAACGACUGGGCAAUCAUAGGUUACCACAAUGGUGGAAAGAUGGAAAGAUUGUCACCUCAUUCGAUCCGGUCACUGAAUGCGAUUUAAUUUUCUCAUGGGGUGAUGCACUUGCUCUUCAUGAUAAAGCCUUGGAUCCCGCCCGAAAUGGAGACGCGAUCGAUACGCUACUUUCGAUCUCUAGACAUUACUACUGGAAGCGAACACGUGAUGAAUCGUAUAUAAUGUCGUUUCAUGGGAUUCAACCUAUGAAAUUCGACUUCUUUAAUUCUGAGGGAGUAGAACUGUCCGAAGCUCGAGUCAAUCAGCUUCUCGGGGACCCUACAACACGUACGCAGUCUAUUCGCACGCCAAUGAAAGAAAGUCAAGAAGGUAUCAAGUGGUCAACAAAUACACUCAUCCUCGAAUGGUACUUGCAAGGCCUGAAUCCACACCUCAUGGAUAGCUUUGGAAUCUUGAUCGAGGAAUCCGCGGAAACCGACCCAGAAUUCUUGUCUCUCCAACAAAUGGCUCGUGGCUCAGGCAUUCCACUAACACCGAAUCGUCGUAUCAAGUUGAGACAGAGGCAACUCAAUUACGCAGUUGAGCGGAUCCCUGAGUCGGCGCUUGACGAAUUGCCAAAAGACGAGGUGUUACGUAUGAAGAAUUGGUAUGAAAAUGCUCUUCAAUUGACUGAUGAAGCAGAAGAAGAGGAAGUGGUCGCUCAAACGACUCGUAUUUUGAAACAUUACAAGGAAGUAGUACAGAACGGGCAGCUACCCAGAUUAAAUCCAUCUACAUCAUCUAGAGCUCAAUUGAGACUUUUAUAUGAGUCUUUGUUUACAAAUUUGGUUGAUUUUCAAAAUAAACUGCAUUGGUCUGACGUGAAAUUAGAUAUGAAGUGGAUCAAGACCUCGGUAGAGUUUCUCGGCUUAUCUGGUCAAUUCCCGCCUCUGACCAUCGAUACCGUACAUCUUUCCAAUGAGCUGGAGUCAACUUUCUCUAGAGUCAAUCAAGGCUGGCCUACUUUGAUUGAAGUUUUGAAGCGUUGGAAGAAGGCGGAUAUCUUGAACCGUGGCUACCGGCGCUAUCAAAACGUCUUGGCUCGCCUUCGUGAUCAUCACCCAACGACAUACUGGUGGCAACAGGGAACUCUCGAGACCUCUCUUGAUCCACUUUUUGAGCUCGAAGAAAGACUCGCAUGGGGAGAUCAGCUUUCACUCUGGAUCCCAGAUUUCGAUCUUUCGACUCUUCAAGACCGACCACAACGAAUCACUAAGCUACUUUCGAUCACCCGAUCAUAUGCAUCAAAGGUGACUGAAACCGGGGAGCUUGGAGAACAUAGCAUCUAUGACAUCCCUCCGAUAAAAUUCACUUUCACGUUGAAGUCGAGCGAGGAGAUCGCCAACAAGCGACUUGAGACUUUACUCGGUAGCCGGCAAGAGCUAAUGACAUCUGUCAAGGUUGACUUGCAAGCGCAGAAGUUCGGAAAGGACUGGUGGUCUGAUCGCCUCGCCUUAGAGUGGUUCACCAUGCGCUUAAACCCGCAGAUAAUCGGACGUAUAGGUGCUGAGUUACAGAAGAUGGAGGGCUCAUGGACUCUACACUUUGACGAGAUUGGUAAAAGUGUGACGCUUAGUCAUCUACUCUCCAGCACUUCACCCGAUGAAAGAUUGGCCAUCAAGGCAUUCUAUGCUGAAGCUGAGACGGGAACAAGCAUCUCCCAACAGGUAAAUGUGAAAAGUUUGAUUCGUUACUGGUCGGAUACUAUUAGCCGCCGAGUCAAACAAGGGGAAGCGAUGCAAGAACCAAGAUUGCGCUUUCUUGAGAAUCUAGAUUCUAAACAAGGUGUACUGGCCCUCACUGAGGCUGAAUUGCAUUCCAGUUCCAUGAGUUCUCUUCCACCUGACGAACAACGUGAGAUGUCGAUUUUCUUCUCUGAUCUGGAAAUAAUGCAACCCUCUGAUAUAUAUUUCCCUUUGUAUUUGAUCAAAUUUCCUACAACAGAACUUCAGAGGAGUGUUGUAUCAAGCUUCCCAGAACGAAAAUCUCACUCCGAUGGGAUGGAGAGCAAGAGACCGCAAAGGAUAGAAUUUGCGCCCCUCGUUGCACAACUCGAAGCACCACCAUCAUCGAUACAUCAGGACACUCUCAAACAAGAAAAAUUACGCUUGCUGAAGACUUUGGAAUCUGGAGAAAAUUCAUUGGACCUGACUGAACCUCAAAUCCAUGCCGAGUCUAUGAGACCUCUCCAUCCUGAUGAACAAACUCCUUCAAUAGAUUCUCAGGGGAGUGCCGAAUCCUCAAAACAUGAAGCUAAAUUCGAGACAGAGCACAGGGAAAAACUUAAGCCUGUUAUUGAGGAACUUGCAAGUAGAUUCAGCGAAAAUCACAAUCCAUCAUCUUCAUCGAUGAAUGAUGAAAUCCCGGAAACGAAAACUCCAUUAUCUGUCAGCAAGACAGAUCAACAAUCUGACAAGGCCUCAAUGCAUCCGGAUGCCAUGAUCCCUCUGCGCCCUGAUGAACAAGAAUCUCAGCAGAGCACUGAAUCCGCAAGGCCUCAAGAUACAUCAGCCGAAACGGAGCACAAGAUAAAAUUUGACCCUGUUAUCAAGGAUCUAAAAAACCUAUUCAAUGAGAAUCACAAUCCGUCACCUUCUUUGGUGAAUGAGAACAUUCAGGAAACGCACGCUCCAUCAUCAGCCAGUGAGGAAGAAUUCGUUCACCCAUUGCCGGUUCAAACCAAGUCAGAAGACACUUUGGAUUCGGAACAAAAUACAUUGGCUCACACUGAACCCCCAGUCCAUGAUGACUCCAUCAGCUUUGCCCACCACGAUGAACAAUCUCCUUCAACAGAACUUCAGAAGAAGAUCGAAUCCGCCAAGGAUCUUGACGCACUUGAUGAGGCAGAAGAAAACCCCAAGCCUGUAAUUGAAGAACCCGAGAAAAAGAUCAGUGAAAAUCAAGAACCCUUGCCGACAUCAACGAUUUCAGAGCCGCAUAUUCCAGUAUCACCCAGUCACACACACCAAGAGAUGGACACGCCCUCGACGCCUGUUCAAAUUCAUCCAGACUCGGAGAUUCCAUCAUCAGCUGAAGUGAACAUCAAACCUCACGCGGAAUUGCCACAUAUAGAAAUGUUAUACCCUGAUCCGUCUGCCAAUGGAAACCCUCCUACCAUGUUACAACGCUUGAAGACUCUCGAAUUGAAAGACUCUAGAACAGAUAUGAACCCCACUUCUCCGAUCGAUUCAAGUGCAAAGAGUAGAAGCCUAUCGGAUCAACAACAAGCGACGCGCGCUUGGCCAAUCACGUCUGCUGUGCGAAGAUGGUGGUCUAAAAUCAUAAACUGGUUGAAGAUUACCUUUCAGAAGCCUAUUCGAGCAGGUCAUUACGCUAGAAAGGGAAGAGUUGUGCCACCGUCUUGA
Molecule: messenger RNA, 3990 nt
Organism: Melampsora larici-populina 98AG31
Lineage: Eukaryota; Fungi; Basidiomycota; Pucciniomycetes; Pucciniales; Melampsoraceae
Exons: 6
Coding region: 1-3990 (1329 amino acids)
Source: RefSeq, a predicted model, not a curated record